GGUAGAAAGUCCUGUCAAGGGAGAAAGCUAGGGAAGAAAGUCUCGGUGUAAACAUGAACUUAUUUGAUAAGAUACAGUCAUUCUGGAUCUUUCUACUUUGUUUUUAGAUUUCAAGGAUUAUCUGUUAUUGUCUAUUGAUUUGAAUAUUUGCAGAAAUAUAAACUAAAAUGGCGGACGAUGGUGUAAUUGCGGAGUUUCAGAAUAUAACCGGUUGUGAUGUUGAGAGAGCCAAGUUCUACCUGGAAUCUGCAAACAUGCAGUUGGAUCUGGCAAUCUCUAGUUUCUAUGAAGGAGAUGGUAUGGAAGGAGUUGAACCUAGCGAACCUGUACCUGAAGAUAUACCUCCACAGGAUUCUGUGGCUGGUGGUAGACCUGUUGGAAUACUGGAGACAGUUCCUAGGAUAAACCGUCUACCCUUGGAUCAGGGUUCAGAUAGUGAAGAGGAGGAGGAGGAGGAAGGACAGGCUUUUUACGCUGGUGGUUCUUCGAGUAGUGGAAAUGUGAUUCUUGGUCCAGGGAAGAAGAAGGAUGUUGUCGGCAGAUUGUUUAGAAAAGCCAAAGAGUCCGGUGCUGAAGAGGUUCGGCCAGGAGAAGGAGGUGCAAGAGGUAGUCUGGCAUUUAGUGGUGGUGGAUAUAGUCUAGGAAGCGAGAAUCAACCAAGUGUAGCGAUAGGUGGAGCCUCUGCAGCCCCUAGUGAAGAACCUAGAACAUUUGUAUUGAAAAUGUGGCAGGUCAGGUUUGGUCUGAGUUUGGAUUAA
Messenger RNA from Eurytemora carolleeae, 758 nucleotides. Its product is annotated as NSFL1 cofactor p47. The transcript has 10 exons. Gene Ontology annotation, cellular component: cytosol; nucleus. The record is from RefSeq and is a predicted model, not a curated record. Gene Ontology annotation, biological process: membrane fusion; autophagosome assembly; Golgi organization. The coding region runs from base 168 to 758 and encodes 196 amino acids. Gene Ontology annotation, molecular function: ubiquitin binding. NCBI's taxonomy places the organism in Eukaryota, Metazoa, Arthropoda, Copepoda, Calanoida, Temoridae.